Messenger RNA from Annulohypoxylon truncatum, 548 nucleotides. RefSeq lists its product as uncharacterized. The transcript has a single exon. The record is from RefSeq and is a predicted model, not a curated record. NCBI's taxonomy places the organism in Eukaryota, Fungi, Ascomycota, Sordariomycetes, Xylariales, Hypoxylaceae. The coding region runs from base 54 to 404 and encodes 116 amino acids.
GUGGGAUCAGUGUAUUGUAUUGUGUUAUAUUACACAGCAGCUAAUUGUUUCUUAUGUAUCACCUGAAGCCUCUAAGAUCCCGGUGGGCUAUACGAGGGUUGAUGGGAGCAUUUUUAACCUUGAAGCGCCGAAGUGUCGAAGCGUUUGAUCACGUACCAUGUACAAUGCACAUGUACAUUUAUAGUACGCGUCAAGGCCCAUCCAUGGAUGCUUAUUCUUUCUUUUUCUCAGCCUACCAGCGUAGCUGCUGCGCAGUAGAGGCUAGCACCUACCUUCUACACUAUCUCUACCCUGGUCUCUGGCAUGUGAAAAUUCAAAUGUCGCGAACCCGCAAACCACGACGAGCACAACGUUCCGUCGCUUCCUGCGUCCUCCGGAAGAAAGAGGCAAGAAGCAUUCACUAAUGCACUAGAAAUUCGGGGCUAGAUAGGUAGGUAACCAUCAAAUCGUUUUUCCUUACCUCUCGUAAAUCGCAAUCACGAUCUUUGAUCCUACCUUAGGUAUCUACCCGCCUUCGGCUCGCCUAUCUAAUUGCACUACACCAUCCC